Ixodes scapularis (black-legged tick) is the source of this 789-nucleotide messenger RNA. It is a transcript of the gene SsRbeta, whose product is annotated as translocon-associated protein subunit beta. Lineage: Eukaryota; Metazoa; Arthropoda; Arachnida; Ixodida; Ixodidae. The coding region runs from base 123 to 773 and encodes 216 amino acids. Gene Ontology annotation, cellular component: endoplasmic reticulum; membrane. The transcript is spliced from 6 exons. The record is from RefSeq and is a predicted model, not a curated record.
CUCUUCCUCUGUGACGGUGUGUACACGUUGUCAAGGUAUUUAAUCGCUCUCGAAUUUCUUGCCGAUUUUUCGCGGUUAAACUGUAGCCUAGCUCGCUGUAAUCACCUCACAUACACAGUUUAAUGUGCUGGUCAUCGUUCCCACCAGGAGAGCUAAAGUUCAAAACUUCACGCUUUCAACAUCAACUCCAAUAUUCGAUGCUUCGAUUGCUCCUAAGCCUCUCCUGCCUCUGCCUGUGCCUCGUGCAAGGCGCUGACGAAGAAGUCACAGAAGCUCGCCUGCUCGUACAAAAGCGAAUCCUGAACCGGUAUCUUGUCGAGGGGCGGGACAUCAUCGUCGAUUACAACAUCUACAACGUCGGCGGAAGCGCUGCCCUGGACGUGAAGGUCGUGGACAACUCUUUCGGCGAGGGAGACUUUGAGGUUGUCAGCGGCCUUCUCAAGUUCAAGCUCGACAGGCUUCCACCAGGUAGCAAUGUCACCCACACCGCUGUCGUCAGGGCUAUCAAGUAUGGAAGGUUCAACUUCACAAGCGCCGAGGUCACCUAUAGAAGCUCGGAGGACAGCAAGGAACUUCAGUUUGCUCACACCGCUGAGCCUGGAGAGGGCGGCAUAAUCGCAGUGAAGGACUUUGACCGCAAGUUCUCCCCACAUGUGCUGGACUGGCUGGCAUUCGCAGUGAUGACGCUCCCUUCCCUUGGCAUUCCCUUCCUGCUCUGGUUCAACAGCAAGUCCAAAUACGAGGCCAUUCUGAAGCAGUUCAAGAAGCAUUAGCAUGGUUGUUGGACUU